AUGGUCUAUGAUUGGGAUGCCCACGAAAAGCUAUGUUUUCAGCUGUACAUCAACGAGAAGAAGUCCCUCGAGGACAUCAUGGAUUACUUGAAAAUCCACCAUAACUUUUCUCCCUGCAAACGAGCUUUUCAGACCCAGUUCCGCAAAUGGGACUUCCCCUCGAAGCAGAACCCCGCCUACAAGAACGACCGGUUGGUUGCACGUAUCAAGGAGCUAUGGGAACGGAAUCUUCCUCAAAAAGAGAUGCUCCGCGUCUUGAAGGAGGACGGGUUUGAUAUCAAGAAGCGCGAGCUGAUCCGCGUAAGGACGAAAAAUCGAUGGCUUCUGAAAGCUGCGAACGGCGAGCGGGCCAAGGAAACUCUUGGUUCUGGGCUCCGGCCGGCUCUAGCAUCGGACAGCAUGUUCGAGGGGCAGAGUGACAACCAGCGAUUGCCCGGCGACACAGGGGACAUGACUCCGGAUACAUUGACAGAUCAUGACACACUCGGGACUCUGCCUGACGAGCUCACCACUGCUUGGAAUGAAGACAACAGUCGGAGAAAGCGGCGGCGAUUGAAGGCCUGGGGAAGUGCCUCUCAAGAUGCGCCGGUUGCCCCGCGAUUUCCAUCCGAGACCACGCUUGACGAGGCCAAGACGAUAAUUGGCUUGACGAAUGACGUCUAUCGACAGGUUCGAUCUACUUUUGCACAGCUCUGCGAGGAGUCGGACAUCGUCAAGAAGAGCGUUGCCGGCCCCGACAGAUGGGAAGCCGUAAAGGACAGGCUGAUUAGGGAGAUGUCGCAGCUGCAAGACGUCAUGUGGCAGUCCACAGAAAACCAAGAGUCCAAGAAGUUGGCGCUCGAUGUUAUAUGCACCGAUGUGACGAAGCGGACACGGACACUAGACAAACGCAUCACUCUUGCAGAGGCCAAGAAUAUACUUGGAAUCAACCCCGAGGAAGCUAGAGAUCUACGUGCUGUCUUUGAUCAGAUUCUGAGAGACGGCUGUUUUGGCUCCAAGUCUGAAGCCGGGCCAGCCCAGUGGAACGACCUCAAAAAGAGAUGGGAGGACGAAUCAGACCUCAUCCAACGUAUUAUUGCCCUCGGGCCUACAGAUCCCUGCUACGCCGACAAACUGCGCGCUCUAGACAUUCUCGCUCGGGAUGUCAUGAAGAGAUUGCGGGAUGACACAACGAGGAAGGAUAAGCCAAAGAAAGAGUCUCCUGGGAAGGCGGAGCAACCGAAAGCUGUUGGAGCCCAGCAAGAGCGGAAUCCCGGGCUUUCGCAAUCGAGGCAGCAGGACGUGGUUGAUCAUGUUCGAGCUGACUCCGAUUUGGUCAACCAGUAUGGAAACUCUGGUCAGGUCUCUUCUAUGGGUCUAGUUCCCAGUUCUGGGGACAGCCAGCCCCAGAUGCUGAUGCCUGUGUCUUUGCAAGCCCAGACCGCCGACCCCCUCGGUCAUUCCGCUGCCCGCAUACUAUCUAAUGCACUCCUUGGUCAGUCGAGUAUGGCGCUGGAGUCGCAUUUGGGGUCUUCACUCCUACUCGCUGCCAACGCGCAAGCUGCUUUUGUAGACCAGCAAUAUGCACAGCAGUUCACUGCCGCGCAGCCCAUCUUCCACGCGCCGGUACCCACAAGUGUGGCCGUCUACUUACGACUGCACCCCUCGUCCACAUUCGUCGUUAAUGCUAAUCUUUGGAUCGCGACAUUGAACUCGCACUCGGUGCAGGUGCUACGACAUGUGGCGGCCAGCAAGUUUCCUGGUGCCGUCUGUCUGAGAGUUGAGGGGGUUCUGAAGGACGGUAAAGGCGGGGAGAUGCCUCUGCAGAUUGACCAAGAUCCAGAGCUGGCUGCGUACUUGGCACAUCUGCAGGGCGCGACUCCGACUUUCAAUGUGCAGCUCGUCCCCGGCUGGAAGAGUGGUUAA
Molecule: messenger RNA, 1905 nt
Organism: Colletotrichum truncatum
Lineage: Eukaryota; Fungi; Ascomycota; Sordariomycetes; Glomerellales; Glomerellaceae
Product: clr5 domain protein
Source: RefSeq, a predicted model, not a curated record